AUGGUGUCUGCUUUGGUACAGAACGGACUGGAUGAUGAGGCUUUGAUGCUUGUAUAUGAGAUGCAAAAGCUUAGGGUUGCAAUUGAUGAGAUAACAAUCACCAUCCUGCUUUCUGCGGCAUCAAAUCUUAGGGACAGGGAAAUUGGUAAACAGACCCAUGCUUAUCUUUUGAGGCACAAUAUUCAAUUUGAAGGGAUGGAGAGUUACCUGAUAGACAUGUAUGCCAAAUCUAAUAUGAUUAGAGAAGCACAAGCAAUAUUCCAGUCGAAUGUCACAAAUGAUAAAGAUCAAGCCACGUGGAAUGCUAUGAUUGCUGGAAACACUCAAAAUGGAUUAAUUGAACAAUCCUUUGUUGUUUUCAAGGAGAUGCUUGAGCAGAAUGUGAAGCCAAAUGCUGUGACCUUAGCAUCAAUCCUCCCAUCAUGCAGCCAGUCAGGAAGUAUAGCAAUAGGCAAGCAGCUACAUUGUUUUGCGAUUCUCAAUUUCUUUGAGAACAAUGUUUAUGUUAUUUCUGCUUUGGUAGACAAGCAUUCAAAAUCAGGAAUCAUUGAUUAUGCUGAAAGUGUUUUUCUAAAAUCUCCUGAAAAGAACUCUGUGACAUAUACAAAUAUGAUUUUGGGAUAUGGCCAGCAUGGGAUGGGUAGGAAAGCUCUAACACUGUGCUACUCUUUGCGGCAGAAUGGUUUAGAACCAGAUGAUGUUACCUUUUUAGAGAGUGUAUCAACCCAAACUCUUUAG
Molecule: messenger RNA, 738 nt
Organism: Solanum stenotomum
Lineage: Eukaryota; Viridiplantae; Streptophyta; Magnoliopsida; Solanales; Solanaceae
Product: pentatricopeptide repeat-containing protein At3g22150, chloroplastic-like
Exons: 1
Coding region: 1-738 (245 amino acids)
Biological process (GO): RNA modification
Cellular component (GO): intracellular membrane-bounded organelle
Molecular function (GO): protein binding; RNA binding
Source: RefSeq, a predicted model, not a curated record